This is a messenger RNA of Protopterus annectens (West African lungfish), 599 nucleotides long. RefSeq names its product BBSome interacting protein 1 (gene BBIP1). Gene Ontology annotation, biological process: cilium assembly; receptor localization to non-motile cilium. The transcript has 3 exons. Gene Ontology annotation, cellular component: BBSome. NCBI's taxonomy places the organism in Eukaryota, Metazoa, Chordata, Ceratodontiformes, Protopteridae. Bases 56 to 262 code for a protein of 68 amino acids. The record is from RefSeq and is a predicted model, not a curated record.
GAGCCCCCUUUUUAUGUAAGCUUUGUAAGUGUUUAACACUGUGAAACCCCACAGAAUGCCUGAAAUAAAGUCCAUGUUUCGAGAAGUACUUCCUAAACAAGGCCAGUUGUCAGUGGAAGAUGUACCCAGCAUGGUGCUAUGUAAGCCAAAGCUGCUGCCUUUGAAAUCUGUCACUCUUGAAAAGCUAGAGAAAAUACAACGAGAAGCACAAGAAACCAUACGCCAGCAGGAAGCUGCGCAAAGGGAACUUCAGCAAAAAUAGCAAUUGGCCAAUGCUUUAUGCACCAUCCAGCCUAGAAGAAAUUUCAUCUGGUCACCUAGGCUUUUCACAACUUGCCCAUACUGCAGUAUUUAUUUUCACAGACAUUGUGUAUUGAGCCCAUGUUGUGUUCACAGUUUCUCAGCUUCUGCAAAUAUUUCAUGUUGAAUAAUACCAGAUUAUUUUAAGAGGCGGUUCUGUGUUAAUAGUAACUUGUAUCAUGAGGAUUUGUUUUACAUGUUUUGUUUUUCAAAUUUAAAAUAUCAGGACUGUGCUUACUUUGAUGUGAGGGAUUAAUUGUCACAAAGUACAACUUUAAUAAAACUUUGAAUGACCGUAA